Molecule: messenger RNA, 2466 nt
Organism: Stylonychia lemnae
Lineage: Eukaryota; Ciliophora; Spirotrichea; Sporadotrichida; Oxytrichidae
Source: the annotation of a GenBank genome assembly
AUGGGAGCCAAUUCAUUUAAAGGCUCAGCUAUAAUGAGUGGAGCCACAACAAAAGCAAGUUAUUUGAUUUAGAAUUCAGCCAAGGGAACUAUUAUCAGUAACAGUGAGUCCUAAUUUUCAGGUGUUUCAAAUUAACAGAAAAUAAUACAGCAGAGGAAUCAUCGUCAUUUCCUUAGUAAUGAGAAGCCCUAAUUUGAUAUCACAAAUCGCGACAGAUUUCAGAAGAGCAUAUUUAAAACAGUUUGCGAAUAAAAAAAAGAAUUUGAGUUUACAGAUGGCCCUUAAUUUGAGUCAAGUUUUGAGGACAGCUUGAAUCAGUCUUUAAAUAAAAGUUCAGAUCGGGAUGUUUAGACAACUAUAAAGAAGGAAUUUGUGUCAAACAUGAAUCCGCAUUAUCUAAAGCGUAGAGAUUAAAUGCUAAAUGAUUAUGUCUGGUAUGCAGCAUAUGAUGAUGAUUUGCUGAAUGAUAAUAUGCUCAGAAACAUUAAAAAAUGCGGAGAUAAGACCUUUCCCUUAGAAUUUCAAUCACUAAGAAUAGAAUCUUUCGAGAUAGUGUUCCAAGAGCCAAACUUUAUUUAUCUCUAAAAAAAACAUGUAAAAUACAGCUGUUUAAUUAAUUAUUAGAAUGCUUAAGUCUUGAUAAAAGCAUUCUUGAUUUCAUUUCAGCAACUAGUAGAUUUAUGCGUGAUAAAAAACAGAAAUUUCUUGAGUUUACGAGAACCUGAUGAAUUCGACGACAAUGUUGUCAUAACUUAGGCAUCUGAUUAAGAGUUAUACGAAAUCUAAUUUCCUGAAUCAGGAGAACCAAUAAAUUAUGAUAUGAUUUUUUCACUUGGGAAAUAUGAUGGACUACCUAUUUUUGCGUUCUCUAACAAGGAUAAAUCUUAUAUAAAUGGAAGACCAUCUAUGUAGCCUUCGUUUUUGAAGCACAUUGGCAACUGUCAAGUUAAUAUAGAAUUUAUCAGUUCAAUAUUUAGAGGAUUAUCUGAAAGUUUCCCAUAAUUUACAGUUGAUUAUCUACUGUUUUAUUUGUAUUCAAAACCAGGAAUCAAUUAAAAACUCACAAUAGAAGAGCUAACCACAGUGAGAUUAUAGGGGCUUUAGGAUUCGUUUAGAUAACUAGAGGAGACUAAAAGAUAAACUUUGAAUAAAAUCAUUGAGCAGUCAAGUAUAGAUUAAAAUUAUUUUGACAUGGAGCACAGCCUUAUGAAAAAUAAGCAAAGAUCUGAUAUGAAAUUUAACACCAAUAAUAAAUAAAAUAAUCAAGGCAAAGUAUAAAAUCUGCUAAAUUCCUUAACAAAAUAGGAGAUUGUAGAUCCUUUUUAAUCUAAUAAAUUUCAAAGCUCAGCCACUGGUGGAGGUAGACGCUUUAACCAAAGCAUUAGUAAUGGCUUGAAACUCUUUAGAUCAUAUUAAAGAUCACCUAUGACUAUUAGUAGCUAGGAUUAAGGUGUUUUUGUGAUUCAUAGGUAGGAAGAAGACUUGAUAAAAAGAAUCGACUUUUAAGAAGAGUACUUAGAUUCCUUAGAGAAUGAUUUAAGUCCUUAGAAGAAUAACUUCAAUUAUGAUAUUAAUAAUAAUAAUGGAGUUCAAGUCAAUAUAUCAAACCUACUUGAUGAAAAUUCUGUUCAAAGCAGCUCCGCAUCUAAAUUUCCUGUAUUUAUUGAAGAUUUGAGAUUUGAGUAUUAAGAUUUUUCGCCCUAACAAUAGCAUUAGAAUCAAUUUCAGAGAUAUCGUAGAAAGUUUAAUGUCAGUUCAAGUCAGUAAAAUAUCAAUUUAUCUAAUUAGCUGUCAUAAUAGAAUCUGGGGGUUAGGAAAGUUAAAAGGGUUCCCUUAAAGGAUAUUAAGAACACAGUAAUGAGUAGUUUGAUGAAGAAAAAUUAAGCGAUAGAAAACUAGACAAGAAAAUACAACUUUCAUCCUCUAAAAAGGAUAUAAUCUGGUGAAAGUUCAAAUAAUGUCUCACCAAUUGGAAAAAGAAGAUCUUUUGGUGAUUGUAGUUUGAGUAAUCUGUAGAUAGAAGAAUGUUCAAACAUAUCUGAUGUCUCUUAUGGCAAGAAUUAUCUGAUUAGUAGCAAUAAAGAUCAAAAUUAUUAGAUAAAUCAGUAGCUUUUUAACAACAAUUUUGGUGUAAAAGGACCAGCGUUUAGAUUGCAAACUCAACCGUCCAAUACAGCAAGUUAUGUGUGUCAUACCAAUAGCAAAAACAGUCUACUAUAGUACAAGGGUGACAUUAACAAAGAAAACAAUAUCAAAAUUGUAUCAGAUAGGUCUAAAAACUUUCAUAAUAGUAGAGGGAUCUCCUCAUAUCAUAGAGCAAAGACUAACCUGACAGCUACUAAAAAUCAACUUUCAGCAACCUCUGGGAUCAAAGCAUCAACCUAGACUCAGAAGACAGAAACCUUUAUUAAUGAGAUAAAGUCUAUUCUUGAUAACAUGACUACUCAAAAGAACCUAAGAUACUGA